AUGUCGAUGAUGACGAUGACGAGCUCGUCUUCUCCACACGCAGGCCACGCACCGUGGCGCACGGCCGCCUUCGAGGUCCGAGGGCUCCGCAGCUCCAGGCACUCACCGCAGCCAAGAAGCCGGCGUUGCUACACCACUACCGCCACCGCAGCAUCGACGCCGGCGAGUGCAGCGGCAGCGGGCGGGUCAGCAUCCACGCGCCCGCAAACGACACGGCGUCGCCACGUGAUGGACCUUGGCAGCAAGCUUUCGGUGGGGCUCCCUGGCCCGGGCCCCUCACCCACGCCGUCUUCGCCGAGGCACCAUCGUGGCAGCCGCCGGCACCAUGGCCGCACAACGAGCAAGGGCAACGCAGCGGACGGCGCCGUGCACGUGCAGUCGCGGGAAGCGCUGAAGCAGCCGCCUCCGUCUCUGAGGCACCCGCGACAAGCGACCCCGACGUCGCUGCUGCCCCGCCAGCAGCAUGCUACCCCAGUAGAGCGGGAAGGCGAUGAGGCCGGCCUUCUGCGCAUCCCUCGCACGGCGGCCGAGGCGGUGGCGCUGCUGGAGUGCGCGACGGUGUUGGAGGCGCUCGAGCCCUCCUCUUCGGCGCACUUGCCGCCAUGCUCCGCGGCACCGGCCUCGAAGUCGGCAGGUGCCGCACCGAGCGACGUGCGCGCCAACUUUGAAGAGCUGGGAACGCGAGCGCUGCCGCUUCUCUUCCACUUCGCACAGGUUGCCGCCACGUCGUCGGCUCCGUUAGCCGGCGACGCAGCAGCGUCCGUCACGGACGCGAAGCUGGCAGCGGCGCUGCAGUGCUUGGCGGCCCAUCUGCAGUACAUGGCAGCGGCCACACGCACCGAUGGGCUGCGGCACGUAUCGGCGCUGCCGCCAGCGGUGGUGGUGGCGCUGUGGGAGCAGGUGAUGCCGUCUGUGCACCAACGCUUUUGCAAAGCGAAGGCACCACCACCACUACCGCCGCGACAAGGGAAUCUCGCGGAGCUGGUGGAGGUGGAGGAAGGCGGCGACGGCACGGGCGCAACGACUGAGCUGCGGAAUGCCGCGGACGCUCUUGCAUCCUCGACAAGGGUGGCAGCGACUCGCCCCGCUCCCACGGCUUCGAUGAAGAAAUCUGUGUACGUGCCGCUCCGCCGCGCUCUUGCCCUGCACACGCGGCAAAUCGCGUCGCUGCUGCCGCCGCCCGCCCUCGCCCUCGUCCUCACACGCAUGUACCAGUGCGGCGCGCUUGCCGAUGACGUUCUUGGCCCAAUCGCCGCCGACUACCUCGAGGUGCUGCGGAGGAGUGGCCCGGGUCAGACGACAAGCGGCGGCGACUUGAUCGCGGUGCUGCGGCAGCGUGUCCUCCGACUGCCCAACGGCGUCGGCAGCGGCGACGGCGACGGCCUAGACGCGGCCCCACCGGCUGCCGCCUUCACUGGAGCUGCGGCCGUGACAAUGGCACGCCUGCUGGGCCGCGCCGCGAUACCCGGUCACCACCAACUCCACCGGAUCUUUCACCUUGCGUUGCUGCCCGAGGUCACCCGAGUUCUAGGGCGCGCGGCAGAGCGGGCCACUCAGGGAGUUGCUGACGAAGCCACAGGUGAAGCUGUCGAGGCGCUGCCUGGCGCGACCGUGCUGCUGGACUUGACAGCGGCCCUACGCCACUACGCCGUCUCUGGACACGCUGUGACGCACCUGACGACUCUCUGGACGGCGUACUUUGCGCAUCGUCCCCGCACGGACGACGCCGCGGCCGCCCUGGCGGACUGCACGGCGUUGCUGCGAGCUCUGUCAAGCGUGCCAUCCGCGUCCAGCCGCACGCAGCGGCGACAAGCGCGCAACAUCUGUGCCGAUGGCAGCCACGGUGGGUUGAAUGCCACACAGCAGCGGAACCAGCUGCUGAAGGUGACGGAUGGAGACUACUACCCCUUAGUGGACGUCGUGUGCGCGCAGGUGUGCCGCUUGUGCAACCAUCUGCUGAGCCCUGCCGCCACCAACGACGUGGCGACGGUGGCCCCGACGCAGCUGCUUGCGCUGCUGUGUCUGUUGUUGCGUGUGAGCAGCCCGCACUGGGCCGAGACUUACGAGAUGCUCGCCAGCGCCGUUCUCGCCGCACUCGCCUACACGGCAGCUUCCCUUGCCGCCUUAGCCCCGUCACGGCCGGAAGAUGAUGAGCUGGAGCGCUUGCUUCCUCUGGCGGCGGCACGGCGCACGCUGCACGCGCUGCUGCACCGCAACUCGCUCAUCCCUGAUCAUCCGCUCCAUCGUGUACUGCUGCGGCGCGUUCUGCACUCGCCGGCCGCGAUGACGGACACCGCGGUGGCGUCGCAGGUGCUGUUGGGGCUGGAGUUGAUGGUCCCCGAGGAGGAGGGCAGCGCACGCACCAAUGGAGCCUCGGCGGCCACCGCGAUGCCCGCGGCUGCGGAGGGCAUCAGCCGCAGCAACAAAGCUGUUGCUGCGACCACCGCCACCAGUGCGUCCGCUGGGCCGACGGUGGCGCUGGUAGCCACCGCGACUGGCACGGCAGCCCAGACGUUGAUGUCCACGGUCGCCAUCACCCCUGAUGACCGCCACCGCGCCCUGCAGGUGUUUCGUCGGCUCGGCCGCUCCGUCACGCCCACCGCCUUCGUGGCGGGGCUGUGCGUCGUCGCGCUUGACACGCUCCCCCGCACCGCGCAGGUGGCCGUCGUGAACCACCUCACGUCCGUCGCCUCCGCCGUGUCCCCGUCGUACUUGGUCAAGGGCAUGGACGCGGUGGUCCGUCAGCUGCCCACGUCCGCCAUCGACGAUGUGUCGGUGCAGCAUUGGUUUUCCCGCUUCACUGCCCGGGACGUUGUGCGACGCGUCGACCCUGUCGGCUGUGCCGUGCUGCUGGACAUGCUGUCGGCGAACCCACGGUACCAGCGCAACUGCGCGCUGGCGAAGGAGUGCAUUACCCGUCGCAUUGGUGUGGCGCUGCGGCAGACGGGGGAGGACGGAGUCGGCAACGACGCGGCGAGCGCCGUGUCUCUCGACGCGCUCCCGCGCGUUGUGGCGGCCCUGCAGCGCGCGAACGUCUUUCUGCCGCAGUACUACUCGCGUGUCUGUCGGCUGCUGCUUGGUCAGGUGGAGCAAGCGCCCCUUGGCGAGGUGCUGCAGCCGUUCGCGGUCGUCGCUGAGGCGUACAUGAGCCGCCAGCGCAGCGAGGCGCAGGCGAGUGUCUUCAAGGAUGUGUGGGAGCUCUUGCGUGGUCGUGUAAUGGAAGAAGCGGGUCGACUGACGUUGCACGAGACACUCAUGGCCAUCAACGGGUUUGCGGCGCUCGAUGUGACGGACCACGCGCUUUUCGGGGUCCUCGUCUACCAGCUUUGGGUGUGCCUGUGCACAGCGGAGGCGCAGGUGGCCGGCGUACCGGCGAUGCGUCCGGCGCACUCUGUGCAGCAGCCAAGGGAGAACGGCGAAGCUGCCGAGGCGGCGGCUGCCACGACUGACGACAAGGACGAGGCCGCGGAGGCGAAAGUGUACAGGCGUGUGCAGGCUGCCCAGCACGUGCUGCGUACCCUGACGCCGAGCGCAGUGGCGGUUGUGACAGUCACGCUCCUGGCGAGGAGCGACGUCCGUGCAUCUUACGCGGCACAAGCACGUGCGGCGGCGGCGGUGGGCGUGGUAAGGAAAGACGAGGAUGAGGACGACAACGCUGUCCGCACACUGCUCCCAUGGAUGCUUCUCGGCCUCCGGGACUGCCGCGAGGAGCUCUACCCGGUGGACGUGGUGCACUUGAUGCCAUCGCUCCUGGAGCACUACGCAGCCGCAGCCACAGUCGAAGAUGCCAGUGCCCCAGCAACCGCCUACACGGACCGGUACGCAGCGCUGCUGCACAACGCCUACGAUGCCUGCCGGAGCACGUUCCUUCUCAUGUACGCCCUCUUGCCGGACGCCGUCGCCGCAGCAGAGGAGCCGCUGCUGCCUCUGGCGGAGCAGCAGCGCAUUGCGGAGCAACGCUCCCAGUGGACACCCGCGACGAAGCUGUCCGUCGAGGUGGUGCCUCGCCCGUGGUUCGCCACCUUACUCGUCAGCCUCAGCAGUGCAGCCCUCGUCGACGUGGCCGUGGCGCUAGCGUGCGUGCGGCGUGCGUGUACACGCCGCGUCUGCAGUGACCUUCUGCCCAUCUCCCAGCUCAUUGACGUCUGCUUGAGCCUGUGCUGGCUGACCACCUCGACGGGUCUCCGCACAACCACCAAGAGCCCCAGUGCCACGGCGCACAGGAGCGCCGAUGAUGCGCAGGCUCCCGCCACGCCACCGGUGACGCGUCAGGACGAGCUCUCCUCCCCGCUGCCCGCACCUGGUGAUGUUCUCCGCACUGCCAUGGCCACGGUACUCUCCGCGCUGUGGAAGCGCAGCGACGAGCUCACAAGCGCGCAGAUCGGUGCGCUACUUCGCUGUUUGCGCGACACGUACGGCGCCGACACGGUGGACGCCGACUUUGUGGAGCGACUGGAGGCGCAGAAGGCGUUGCUGCUCUCUCAGAGGCAGCAGAAGAGGCCGGCAGCCGCAGCGGCGGGCCCGGUCAGCGCGACCGAGGCGGCGAACGGCGGCAGUGACGGCGCUAGCACCGCGGCCCCACCACAGCAGCAGAGACCGAAACCCCUCCCUCGAAUGGACCCGGAAGACCUCUUCCGCACGACGUAA
Leishmania mexicana MHOM/GT/2001/U1103 is the source of this 4647-nucleotide messenger RNA. RefSeq lists its product as hypothetical. NCBI's taxonomy places the organism in Eukaryota, Euglenozoa, Kinetoplastea, Trypanosomatida, Trypanosomatidae. The record is from RefSeq and is a predicted model, not a curated record. The transcript has a single exon. Bases 1 to 4647 code for a protein of 1548 amino acids.